Molecule: messenger RNA, 1613 nt
Organism: Triticum dicoccoides
Lineage: Eukaryota; Viridiplantae; Streptophyta; Magnoliopsida; Poales; Poaceae
Product: protein FAR-RED ELONGATED HYPOCOTYL 3-like
Exons: 3
Coding region: 217-849 (210 amino acids)
Biological process (GO): regulation of DNA-templated transcription
Molecular function (GO): zinc ion binding
Source: RefSeq, a predicted model, not a curated record
CCCUAGGGAGGGGAGUCGGGCCGCGGGCAAUGCCUGGUGGAGGACUGGGUCCGCUUUACACGAAGAAGAGCGAUUUCCAGGGAGCGCUUUACACGAAGAAGAGCGAUUUCCUGGGAGAAUUCCACAAGGUUGUGAACCACAUGUUUAACUGAAGAAGAGUUUGAAGCAGCUUGGGGGCAGCUGCUGGAUAAGUAUAACCUCAGGAGUCACGCAUACAUGACUCAGAUUUAUGAAACUAGGAGAAAAUGGGCGAAUCCUUACUUCAGGGGUGUGUUUUGUGCAAAAAUGACAAGCACACAGCGGAGUGAAAGCGCAAACCACAUGUUGAAAACUUGUAUGCCCCCAGCAAGCCCAAUGCAUGUUUUUGUGAGGCAGUACAUGCGGUUGCAGUUCGACCGCGAACAUGACGAGAGCUAUGAAGAGAAGAGGACCAUGAUUGGUGGUGUUGUGAGACGUACGAACCUUGCCAUAGAAUGUCAUGCCAGCAGAAUAUAUACUAGGAGUAUGUUUGAGGAAUUUGGGCGCCUUCUAGUUGAAGGAACAGCCUACAAUGUAACUGAAGUUGAGAGGCUACGGAAGUACAAGACCACUCACAACAAUGCAGAAAAAAGGGAGAAGUGGAGCAGAGUUGAGUAUGAGGUUACCAUAAACGAAGACAAGUCAAUAUUUACAUGUGAAUGUGGCCAAUUCGAGCACACUGGGAUGUUGUGCUGCCACGCGUUGAGGGUGAUGGAGAUCCUGCAUCUUGAGGAGAUACCCCAGCAUCACAUUGUUAAGGGAUGGACAAGAGACGCAAGGGAUAUAUUGCCGGAGCAUUUGGUCCAGUACCAAAAAAGACAACUCAGUUAACUUAUCAUUCACAUGUAGGCAUGCAACACUGUACUUGAAAGCCAGGGAAGUCGUGCGGAUGGGCGAUGCAAGUGCUGCAUGUUAUGAGCAUAUGCAUGCAGGCCUGGAAGCUCUCCUGGUGAGUGGGGCACCGUUGGCAGCUAGUAGGGAUGGUCUGGCAUUUGAGGAUAGAUUCGUCGAAAGAGCUGAAGCAAGGAUCAAUGGGAAUAUGGAAAAUGCGGCUGCUAUGAGUGUCGCACGGCAAUGUCAUAGUGCUGGGCAUUCUGGUAGUGUCAACGGCCUCCACGGCCUCGAAGGCCCCAACAGGCAAAGAGGCGCAGGGAGGCCGACAAACAGCAGAGACAAAGCCCCGUACCAAGGGUUAAGCAAGCGAACCAAGUUCUGCAUCAUUUGUCGUCGCGGACGGCAUGCCUGGAGAGGGGUGACGCGCCAAAGAAGCCGAGGAAGCCAGGAAAAUGCAAGAACUGCGGAAUAGAAGGUCAUCGACGAAACACCUGCAAGCGACCACUUGGUUUAGCAAAGCAGUGAUCUUUUAUUUUUUUUCAUUUCCAAAUAUGAAGCAAGGGAUUCCCGCGCUGUGUUUUGCAAAAUCAUUUCUCUGGGGUUUGGGCCACACUUCCAGGGGGUGUGCAUGUUUCUCUUGUGCUAAAUUGAUGCCCUGAACACCAUUUCAUAUGGGUACUAUAGUGAGAUGACAUCAAUGUGUGUACUCUGAUGAACAAGUGUACUAAACCUGAUGUAAUAAAUUAGUUGGCUACAUGGAG